Tripterygium wilfordii is the source of this 3051-nucleotide messenger RNA. Its product is annotated as pentatricopeptide repeat-containing protein At2g29760, chloroplastic-like. Gene Ontology annotation, molecular function: RNA binding; protein binding. The transcript is spliced from 2 exons. Lineage: Eukaryota; Viridiplantae; Streptophyta; Magnoliopsida; Celastrales; Celastraceae. The coding region runs from base 678 to 2252 and encodes 524 amino acids. The record is from RefSeq and is a predicted model, not a curated record. Gene Ontology annotation, biological process: RNA modification.
UAAGUGUAAAAAUACACAUGGGACAAAAAAUACACGUAGGACAAAGUUAAAACAAAUAACCCUAAUUCCUAAAUUUCCCAAUUGUCAUACCAUCUUUGAGAUCAUUCACCAUUUUCGUCUUCCUCAUCGCAGCCGAAGGCUCACCUAGCAUCCACAGAGUGCCUCGCAACCGUAGCUCUCCUCUCAGACGUGACGCGUAACUCCUUGAAGGUAUGAUUCUAUAGGUGGCUUGGCUUUGUUCUUAUGUAACUUUUUCUUCAAUUCCACGAUCUGGCGAGGUCAAUUUCAAGGACGGACUCGUUACCAACUCUGAUUUUCUUUCGGUGUGCCCUUGAAAACUUCAAUUUCAUACUUUUUAGAAUCUAUAAAAGUGAAAAGAGAAGAGAAUAGGAUUGAAUCGGCCUAUUAGGGUUAAGAAAAUACCAAUCAAUGUAGGAAAGGAAAUGCUUGUUGGCCUGCCCGAUAAAUCCCGGGUCAGUCCGGGUUUCCGGGUCGGACCGGGUUUUAAAACCCGAUGAACACCUCUAGCCCAAUCCGAAUGAACUAAACUUAAAAUCCCAUUUUGAGCCGGCCCAUUCUUUUGCAUAAAUCUAAGCCCAAAAUGGGCCCUUUUAAGCCCAAUUUUGUACGAGUGAAUAAAUCCAUCUAGACAGCAACGGUCAUCUCGGCGGUCAUCCAUGAGCCACAAGACGUUGCAGCUUCUAGUGAAUAAUUGCGAGCGCCUCAUCACGCUUAAGCAAAUCCAUGCCAAAGCAAUAUCUCUUGGCCUACUCCGCAAUCACCACCAAGGCUUAGCCUGCAACAUACUCAACACUUACGCCAAAGUUGGCAGCUUUCAAGACGCCCACAACCUCUUUUAUUAUCACAUUCAUCACCCAGAUAUUGUCUCUUUCACCUGUCUUAUUAAUCUCUACCUCAACUCUCGGCUUCCGGGCAGGGCCUUGUCGGUGUUUUCUCAGUUGGUUGGCAGUGGUUUAAGUCCUGAUGGCCAUUCAGCACUUGCUGCUCUGUUGGCUUGUGGGCAUGGAAGAGGUUUACUUAGCGGGAGGAUUGUUCAUGGGAUGAUUUUGAAAUUGCAGUUGGGUUUGAUUCCGUUUGUCGGGAAUGGUUUGAUUGAUAUGUAUAGCAGGAAUGGAGAAGUUGGGAUGGCUGAAUUGGUGUUUAGGCAUAUGGAGAACAAAGAUAUUGGUUCGUGGAACAGUUUGCUUAAUGGGUUUGUUCUGUGCGAUGGUUUAGAGUCGGCUCGUCUUGUGUUUGAUGGAAUGCCGCUGAGGAAUUCAAUAACUUGGAAUGCAAUGAUAAGUGGUUAUGCCCGUAGCAAGCAUCCAAUGCGGGCAUUUGAACUUUUUAAACGAAUGAAAGCUGAAGCUGUAGAAUCAUCAGCCAUCACAAUAGUUGCUGUGCUUUCAGCUUGUGCUAGUACUGGGGCUCUUUAUCAUGGUCAGGCUAUUCAUGGUUUAUUGAACAAAAUCGAUACGGAUAAGAAUGUCACUGUGAACAAUGCUCUGAUGGAUAUGUACUCAAAAGGGGGAAGUCUUGACUUGGCUGUAAAGGUAUUCAAUGCAAUGGUGAAGAAGGAUGCAUAUUCAUGGACCACAAUGAUAUGCGGAUAUGCAAUUUAUGGGAGUGGAAACAGGGCUCUCGAGGUUUUCUCUAACAUGUUAGAAUCAAGGGUCGACCCAAAUGAGGUGACAUUUUUAUCACUUCUAAUGGCUUGUAGCCAUGCAGGACUGUUUGCUGAGGGGCUGAGAUUGUUUAAGAUAAUGAUUAAAUCCUAUGGUUUUAAGCCCAAAAUUGAGCAUUAUGGAAGCGUGGUAGAUCUUUUUGGCCGAGCUGGGCUUUUAGAAGAAGCAAAAGAGUUUAUUGAAAGCAUGCCUAUCAACCCAGAUGCUGUUAUUUGGAGAACUCUGCUCAGUUCCUGCCUAGUCCAUGGAAACUUGAAGUUGGCAGAAAUGGCUGGUACGAAGAUAUUAGAACUUGAUCCGGAUGAUGAUGGGGUGUAUAUGCUCCUAUGGAAUUUUAAUUAUGCUUCGAAUAGGUUGCAGGAUGCACUAAAGAGAAGGACAAUGAUGAGAGAUAGAAAAGUAAAAAAACAACCAGGAUGUAGUUGGGUUGAAGUGAAUGGUAUUGUUGAAGAAUUCUUUGCAGAAGAAAAAGUGCAUCAUGUUUUCGGAAAAAUUCACUCGACUCUAAAGGGAAUCGCUAGGAAUUUGAAGUUGGAUUCCGAAGUCUUAUAUCUGGAACUACAAUAAUUUGUGUUUAUUCAUGUAACUAUGGCAAUUGGAAUUGGGUAUAAAAAUAUUUGAGAAUUAGAUAAGCAUGCAUUUUUCUCGGAUAGCAUGCAUUUCUGGUUCUUCUGUAUCAUUCCAUUUUUGGUGCCAGAAAUAUAGAUUCCCGCAACUUGAUUUAGUUGUAAAAAGAAGACAUGGAAACGAAACAGACUUUGAGAUCUUCUAAAAGGGUUAUCUUUAGAAAAUACUGCGAAAUCUGAGGAAAGGUGUUUAUCAGUAAAGUAACAGCCAGCUGAAAAGGGCUACCUAGCCAGGCUCCGCUUGCUGUUGUUCUCUGAGAGGACUUGGUUCUUCAAGUUCCACCCAACAUAUACUAGGUACUGCUCCUAGCCUUUGGAUAGAAGUGGUUAUCAGUUACUGCAAACUUGCGGACUUUUCUUUCCUCAGCUAUUAGGAAUAUAUUGGUGAGCCACCUAUAUAAAUGCUUUGUGCUUUGUCAACAAUAUCAGUGCCAGCAAAGAAGCUUUGAUUGGGAUGAUGAAGUUUACUGUGAUAGCUCCUUGUAAAUGGGAGAGGUAGCAAAUCCGACUCCCACCCAGUAGUUUCGCCAAAAGCCCAUGGAAGGUUCUGAGGAGUUAAUUCUCCUUUGCGGGCUUCGGCCUCGUUCCUACAUGGGUUUCGACCCAGUCUUACCUGUUGUCAUGGAGCAUGCUGGGUUGGCGGCCCAAGUUUAGCUGGCCCAGCUGUACCAAAAAACAAUAUGACUGUCUAUAGACGUUGAAAUAAAUGCUUUGCCACAUAUAGUAUUGAGAAUGUCAAG